Setaria italica (foxtail millet) is the source of this 1310-nucleotide messenger RNA. RefSeq lists its product as uncharacterized. The record is from RefSeq and is a predicted model, not a curated record. Bases 352 to 993 code for a protein of 213 amino acids. The transcript is spliced from 5 exons. Lineage: Eukaryota; Viridiplantae; Streptophyta; Magnoliopsida; Poales; Poaceae.
CCAGCCCAUCCGCCCCUCCCGGCUCUGCAUCGCCCCGAGUCCCGACGCCCGCGAGUUCUCGCGACUCCGCAGCGCCGCCGCUCCUCCUCCGCCCUCGCUGUGCUCCGCCGCCGCCCUCCCUCCUCUGCCUCCUCCGCUCCUGGCUGUGCGCCGGCCUCCGUGAUCCCUUUCCUCUCUCGUAGUGCCAAGCCACCGCCGGAAACCGCAGCUAGGGUUUAGGUCCAAAAUCGCCGAGCCGGUGGAUUCGCCGUCUCCGGCCGCUGCGGCUCGGCUUCCUCACCUCCGGCGACCCCAUAUACACCGCCUCCCUCGUAUCAUUCGGUGUGCUCCAACUGCAGGUUCAGUUUCUGAAUGGCCAGGCCUGGGGAUGCAGAGGGCGUGACUGUUUCCAUGGGGGAGCUAAGCGUAGAAGCAGCACCUUCAUCAAGUGGGACUGAAAUCGCCCAGCAUGCUAAUGGCGGUGAUGUUGCUGCUGCUGAAGAUGAUGAUAUAUGGGAUGAUGCUUCAGAUUCUCCUGGGCAUGCUUCUAACUUAGACAGAGAAUGGAUCCACAGGCAGAACCAGUUUCAUAAGAUGGGCUAUAGGGACGGUAUAACAGAAGGGCAGAAGGACUCUGCCCAGGAGGGCUUCAAUGUUGGGUUUAGGCAAUCUGUAGACGUUGGCUACAAGUGGGGUCUUGUUCGUGGGGUUACCAGUGCACUAGCUAGCCUUCCUGACAGCUUGAAGGAAAAACUUGUGCCUGAUGCCCAGUGUAGAAGGAAACUUCUGGAUGUGCAGAGCUCUGUGCAAGAAAUAUCAGCAGAUGAUGCACUUCAGAUGUUCCAUGAAAGCAUUUGUCAGAGUAGUCAUCCUUCAGAGGAAUCACAUGUAACAUCAACUGCAGAUGGAACUACAGAAUCUAAUAGGAUCAAAAGCCUAUCAAAUGAUCUGGUGUUGUUGUUGCAUGAAUGCCCGGAUAUUAAGGUAAGUGAAGAGUUGGCAGGAGAUUCAUGAACAAGUUGGCCUGAAAUUGCGACCACUACAAGCCAACUAAGUCUAGCAGAAUCGCCACUACAGAAUUCUCAGAUUACACAAUGCCUGCCAGGGCUAUAUGUGAAUGUUAUUCAGGGACCUAAUUUGGGAUGGAGCUGUACUCAGAAAGCUUGAACCUCAGUAUCUAGAACUCUAGAAGUUUUGAAAAGAUAUGUAGCUGUAAAUCUUGAGAUUUCAUAUCGCUCUUUUGCUGCAUACUAUAACAAGUAUUGUAAAUGUAACUCCAACAAGUUAUCGAUUUUAAUACAGUAGCAAUGUUUUUUCUUCUUGAAUAUUCA